Molecule: messenger RNA, 1236 nt
Organism: Ochlerotatus camptorhynchus
Lineage: Eukaryota; Metazoa; Arthropoda; Insecta; Diptera; Culicidae
Exons: 3
Coding region: 1-1236 (411 amino acids)
Source: RefSeq, a predicted model, not a curated record
AUGGUGAAGUUUUGGGAAAUCGAGGACGUUCGUCUGGGUUCAACUUUGUCGGUGGCAGAAGCUGCUGUUGAGCAGCUUCCCGACGAAUUGUUGCAUCAAAGGCAGCAUUUUUUAGAAGAGCUACCGGCAAUCAAUCAAAAACAAAAGCAACGUUUUGUAGUUCUCAGUAAUACGACAUGGAUUGAAUUACAUGGAUUUUCUGAUGCCUCCAUGCGGGCAUAUGGAUCUGUGGUGUACAUCCGAAGCAUAACUGCAGAAGGCACAAUCGAAGUUAAUCUGGUCGCUAGUAAAUCAAGGGUAGCCCCAUUGAAACCGGUGACCAUUCCCCGUUUAGAGUUUUGCGGUGCUAAAUUGUUAGCUGAGUUGGUUCAAAUGAAGUCACCUCUGGCGUUGAAUCAGUUCGUCGCCAACCGGGUGACAGCGGUGCUGGAACUAAGUCCUGGUUACACUUGGAAUUAUAUCAGGUCGGAAGAAAAUCCUGCAGAUGCCAUCUCGAGAGGUAAAAUGCAAAUCGACCUGGUGAACAAAAAAUUGAGGUGGAAUUGCCUAUCUAUGCUGUGGAAGCAGGCGUUUAAAACAGAUGAGCCAGAAGAAUUGGAGGAAUCAGUCCUGUCUGACAUCAGGCAAGCAAGGGUGUUGGCGGCUGUGAGAAGUGAACCGCCAAUGCAAUUCAACAGAGUGAGUGAUUACAGGAAGCUUCAAAGGGCUUGGGCCUACGUGAUGAGGUUUAUUGACAUGAAGAAAGAAAAAGAUGUGAUUAGUGUUAUCAAGAGUGUUACGGCAGAAGAAAUGAUGAAGGCCGAAAAGGUUAUUGUCAGGCUGAUUCAGCAAGAAACGUUUAGUGAUCAUCUGAAGUUGCUACGGUCAAGGUCAGGCAAGCGACACAAUCUGUUGAGUUUGGCUCCAUUCGUAGGAGAAGAUCACCUUAUUGGUGUUGGAGGUCGUCUGAAGUAUUCUGCAAUUCCAUACGAUGGAAAGCAUCAGAUGCUACUCCCAGAGAAACAUUACGUCGCGGAAAUUUUGAUUCGGAAAUUGCAUGAGGAGCAUCAUCCCGUCGGUCAAGGUGGGCUGCUGGCUUUUGUGCUAGAGCGGUACUGGCCAGUGAAAGCAUCAAAAAACACUGUCAUCGUCAUCAUCGCCAUCACCGUCAUCAACGUGAUUAUCGUCCAUCGGGUUCAUGUCCUUUCGCAGCAUGCACUAGGAACGAAAGCGGUAUGCAGCAACAACUGGGAGUGA